Molecule: messenger RNA, 2115 nt
Organism: Ogataea angusta
Lineage: Eukaryota; Fungi; Ascomycota; Pichiomycetes; Pichiales; Pichiaceae
Exons: 1
Coding region: 1-2115 (704 amino acids)
Biological process (GO): protein palmitoylation
Cellular component (GO): Golgi membrane
Molecular function (GO): protein binding; palmitoyltransferase activity
Source: RefSeq, a predicted model, not a curated record
AUGUCUACCCCCGUAGAGACAGAACUCGACUCGUUGGCAGACCUGCCGUCUGCUAAGGACGGUGCAAUGCUCGAGAAGUCUGAAGGCUCAGAAGACCAUGCUUCUGUUGGGGCCUUACACGAGGUCGAUCUGUCCAAAGACAAUGAAAAAACAAAGCUUAUCGAGACGUAUAUGGGGGCCGCUCAGCGUGGCGAUCUUGACAUUCUGACUGACAUGCUGGAGAAUCACAAGGUGGAAGUGAAUGACAUGCUGGAAGACAACGUGAGCGCCCUGCAUUGGUGUGCGAUCAACAAUAAGCUGACUGCUCUCAAGUACCUUGUGUCCAAAGGUGCCAAUGUUAACCAUGCGGGAGGAGAUCUGGACGCCACGCCGCUCCAAUGGGCCUGCAGAUACGGUUUGGUGUACAUCUCGGACUACCUGAUCACUCAGUGUGGGGCAGAUUACUCCGUCCUCGACAACCAGAGCUUCAACUGUCUACAUUUGGCUGUGCACUCUUCCAACGUGAUGAUGGUUAUUUAUAUUCUCUACUUCACUGAUUUGCAUAUUGACGCGGCUGAUCCGAAGGGCCGCACAGCAUUGCAUUGGGCCGCCUAUCAGGGAGAUCCCUUCACCGUGGAAGUUCUGGUACGUCUGGGAGCGAAUUUAUCUCUGGUGGACGAGACAGGCUUCACUGCUCUCAGCUGGGCUCUCGUCCACCCUGUAAAGCAGAUUCUCAUCAAAUUACUCGAGAACGGAAGCAAUCUCAACCAUCGGACCAACGACAACAAGUCUUCGUGGGAUAUUGCGGCAGACAUGAAUUGUACGAGUAUGCUAAAGACUGCUCUCAAAGAGUGCGACAUCAACCAGGACGGGACAAAGGUGAGCAGACGCAUUUCUCAGAAAGUUGCAGACCGCAUCAUAUUUGUGUUCCCGUACCUUGUUGUCCCUCUGUGUUUGUACGCGAUGACAAGCGGAAUGAUUCUAUUUGACCUUUUUAUACUGGUGGUUAUAUUGGCGUUGCAAAAUCUGAUUCUCCAGUGGAUUAUCGUCCCCAAUUUCAGCAGAUCGCCCAACUCGCUUCAAAAAUCGUCCCUCUUUGCGGGAGUGUUCUCGGGAACUGCAUUCUGGUGCGUGUUGACAUGGUUGGUCAAGAUCAUGCCAAAUACUUUUUUUGACAAACCGCUGCUCAACUUGACGUUUCUGAUUUCAGCCUGCUGCACAAUGGCAGCUUUUGUCAAGGCAAUGAUUAUUGAUCCAGGACUUAUCCCUGCAGAACAGGACAAACAGAAAAUACAAGCCACCAUCAGAGAGCUGAUCGACCUGCGGAAAUUCGACUCCAGGAACUUCUGUCUCUACACCUCAAUCAGAAAGCCUCUCAGAUCCAAGUUCAACAAGUUCAAAAAUAGAAACGUAGCCAGGUUCGACCACUACUGUCCCUGGAUCAACAACGAUGUCGGGGUCAGAAACCACAAGCUGUUUUUUGGUUUUUGCGCAGCGCUGGAGAUCUCAAUUAUCAUUUACUAUAAGCUUGCCAGAAAAUAUUUUGAUGAGCUGGACGUUCCAGACGAUUUAGAACACUCGUGCUACAUUUUUGGCGAGGAUACGUGUGCUGGGUCAUAUGCGUCUCCUUUCGUCUUCAAUCUGACAAUAUGGACCCUAUUUCAGCUUUCGUGGUUGUCCUUACUUCUAAUCGUACAAGCGUUGCAGAUCUCCAAGGGACUGACCAGCUACGAGCUCAGUAACAUGCACACCUCCACCGGCAACAACUUCUCUUCGGUGCCGACUGAUGAGAUAAAUGAGUUGAAUAACGAAGAAGUGGCGUUGCCCGGAUUGCGCAGGUUUGUUUGUCUUCCAAAUUUUGUGACCAACUCCAAGUGUGCGAGACUGAUCGGACUGAACCAGUUUUUGAUGAUCAGCGACGACCUCAUCCAACACAAAUCAAGCCCUGCCACUUUCGACUGCGGCUUCUUGCAGAAUUGGCUGGACUUCCUAUUCAUCAAAACAGAAGCCGAACCAUACAGCUGGCGCAACUUCUUCAAACUCCCAAUAAUGGGAGAAGCAAAUUUGGAUGGCCGGCUUGUGGACUACUACCAGCUUUUCGAGAUUCCCUCGAAACCUUCCACCAGCACCGUGUAA